UAUCGAUGGAAAGUCAUAGUCAACCCAAAUUUGAAAUUCAGCAAAGAUCAGAUUCAUCACCUGGAAUAGUUAAUGUUCUAGAAGCAAUUAUCACACUUUUAACCAAUUUCCUUGGAUUUCUGGACGGACGAUCAACAAUAGAGGAUCUAGUUUCUGCCAUUCAGAAUUUAUUUUUCACCGUGCAGAAAAUGAUUAAUGUGGAGUGGUUUGUGAGACAAAUCCCGUUCGUUGGGUCGUAUCUUGGGCCAAUGGUCGGAGGAGUCGGUACGAUACUAGAAGAUAGUGGAAUGCUUGGUGGUUUGAUUUCCCAAGUUUUGGUAGGCCCAACAUAUCCCAAGUCAGUACAACCUCCACCUCGAACCCUACCAAAAUCGGAAAAUAAUAACGGUGGUAGUGUAUUCGGAGGAUGGUUGGGUUAGGGUUAUCGAUGAUAACAUAUAAAUCAAGUGGUGUGACGUCAGAAAACCGAAAAUAAUUCUCGGAAGAUAGCUGACUCGCGACUUCAUUACAUUAUUGUGAAAAUCAAAAAGUUCCUGCUCUUAUUGAAUAUAAUAAAAGUCAUCGAACUAUUGAA
Messenger RNA from Leptinotarsa decemlineata (Colorado potato beetle), 574 nucleotides. RefSeq lists its product as uncharacterized. Lineage: Eukaryota; Metazoa; Arthropoda; Insecta; Coleoptera; Chrysomelidae. The record is from RefSeq and is a predicted model, not a curated record.